GCAUUUACUGCAUGCUUCUCAUUGUGCCAGCGUCUCGCAGAGUUGACCGUUAGCUGCAAACCUGCAAUUGCUAAGUCUUUGCCAGCAAGGUGACUCUGUCUUGAAAGGGGAAAGGUAACACGAUGCGCAGCGGUGGCAGCCGAAUGGUGGUCAAUCUCAUGACCGUGUCCGUCACCGAGGUAUUCAUCGGGUUCGCGGUCUUCUCUGUGCUAUUCCUGCUGGUCCGCGCUUAUAGAAGAAGUAAAAUUCCGAAGGGUCUGAAGCAACUCCCAGGUCCGCUGAGUCUGCCGGUCAUUGGGCACACGCUGUCGUUAGGGAAUAACCCUCACCUGACUCUCACCUCCAUGAGCGAGAAAUAUGGAGACAUUUUCCAGAUUCGGAUCGGUACCCGGCCGGUGCUGGUCCUCAGCGGGUUGAACACUUUGAAGCAAGCACUGAUCAAGCAAGGGGACGACUUUUCUGGCCGGCCAGACCUCUACAGCUUCAGAUUUAUUAGCGGGGGCGAAAGCUUGACUUUCAGCAGCGAUUACACCGAAGUUUGGAGACUGCGUCGAAAACUGGCGCAAAAUGCGCUGCGCAGCUUUUCAGCUGAAGAGUGUAAAAAUUCCACCCACUCCUGCCUAUUGGAGGAGCAUGUUUGCAGCGAGGCGCAGUACCUGGUCAAGAUCUUUACCGAACAGAUGAAGACAAGAGGCAGCUUCGACCCAGCGAGAUACAUCGUGGUGUCGGUAGCCAAUGUAAUUUGCGCUCUGUGCUUUGGCAAGCGGUACAGCCACAACGAUCAAGAGCUCCUUAAUAUCGUCCACGUGGGCGAAGAGUUCACGAAAACUGCAGCCUCAGGCAACCCCGCCGAUUUCAUCCCAAUCCUGAGACUCCUCCCGAACUAUUCCAUGGACAAGUUUAUCGCCUUAAACAAGAGAUUCAUGAUUUUCGUUGGGAACAUUGUAAAGGAGCAUUACCGCAGUUUUGACAAGGACAACAUUCGGGAUAUAACCGAUUCUCUGAUUGGUCAUUGCCAGGACAAAAAAAUGGACGAAAAUGCUAAUAUUCAAAUAUCCGAUGAAAAAAUCGUUAGCAUUGUGAAUGACUUAUUUGGAGCUGGUUUCGAAACCAUUACUAUUGCUCUUACUUGGUCUGUUAUGUACCUGAUCUCUUACCCCGACAUUCAGAAGAAAUUGCACAAGGAAAUAGAUGAGAACAUUGGGAAAGACAGAAGCCCAAGGAUAGCAGACAAGCCUUUAUUGCCCUACACUGAAGCUUUCAUCAUGGAGACCUUCCGACACUCAUCCUUCCUACCAUUUACCAUUCCACACUGCACAACGAAAGAUACAUCAUUAAAUGGAUAUUUCGUCUCAAAAAACACGUGUGUUUUUGUGAACCAGUGGCAAGUGAAUCAUGAUUUGACACUUUGGAAGGACCCAUUUGCGUUCCACCCAGAGCGGUUUCUAAAUCCUGAUGGAAAAAGUAUCAAUAAAGUGGAAUGUGAAAAGGUUCUAGUGUUUGGCUUGGGCAAAAGGAGAUGCAUUGGAGAGCCUAUUGGCCGCACAGAGGUCUUCUUGUUUCUCACCACUCUUAUCCAACAGUUGAGAUUUGAGAAAAAGCCUGGGCAGGACUUUGAUAUGACGCCACAAUAUGGACUGACAAUGAAACCUAAGGGAUGUGAAGUACAAGCUGUGCAACGUUCCUCUAACAAGGCAGCGGCUUAAUUCUGUACGAAUUAAGAAAAGGAGGACAGGAUUCAAUUUUUGUAUAUUACAGAUAUAUACCUACGGUAUGAGGGAAUAGUUAAACCUUAAAUUGUAUGUUUUCUCAUGUUUAUUGAAAUAUCCUGCUGUUGUGCCACUUUGCCUUGUAUUUAAAAUAUCAAUGAAGAAGUAGCCUACUGUAUAAGCAGAAAUGAAAAAAAUACGAAAAUGUAGUUUGUGAAGCUGUAUUCAAAAUCAACACAUUUAAGAAAGUACUUGUAUUUUUUAAUAUGAAAUAUUUUGCUACAGAAAUCAUGUAUUAAGGAAAACAUAUAUGAAACUGCUUCUUUAUACUGUAUUAAAGGGAUUUGAUGUUUAUACAUUUAAUCUCUGAUCAAUUUGAAUAAUUUGCUACAGACAUAAAUGACUGUGUUUAUAUAAUAUGUUGUCUUCCUGAAUAUAAUGAAUGUUUUACAGCCAGCUGAUUCUUAUUGAAGUUUAUCUGUUGACGUCUUGUUGGAUAAAUGUGAAAGACUGCUGAUAAGAGGGGUCAGAUAAAAAGGGUCUUUUACUAA
Hypanus sabinus (Atlantic stingray) is the source of this 2260-nucleotide messenger RNA. It is a transcript of the gene cyp1a, whose product is annotated as cytochrome P450 1A1. The transcript is spliced from 7 exons. Lineage: Eukaryota; Metazoa; Chordata; Chondrichthyes; Myliobatiformes; Dasyatidae. Bases 123 to 1706 code for a protein of 527 amino acids. Gene Ontology annotation, molecular function: steroid 17-alpha-monooxygenase activity; oxidoreductase activity, acting on paired donors, with incorporation or reduction of molecular oxygen, reduced flavin or flavoprotein as one donor, and incorporation of one atom of oxygen; iron ion binding. Gene Ontology annotation, biological process: progesterone metabolic process; hormone biosynthetic process. The record is from RefSeq and is a predicted model, not a curated record.